This is a messenger RNA of Anneissia japonica, 2997 nucleotides long. RefSeq names its product carbohydrate sulfotransferase 11-like. Gene Ontology annotation, molecular function: sulfotransferase activity. Gene Ontology annotation, cellular component: membrane. Bases 199 to 1242 code for a protein of 347 amino acids. The record is from RefSeq and is a predicted model, not a curated record. Gene Ontology annotation, biological process: carbohydrate biosynthetic process. NCBI's taxonomy places the organism in Eukaryota, Metazoa, Echinodermata, Crinoidea, Comatulida, Comatulidae. The transcript has 5 exons.
AGUGAUCUUGGCUACUGCUAUAGAGCUGACUCCUUGGCCUUAGGUCUACUCAGAUAGACCUAAGAAUCUAACGUCAAAACUGACAGCAUUUUCAAAAUUGAACAGUGAUAAUUUUAACAUUUGAUGACUUCAUGUGUGAAAAAGGAGCUUGGAAACUUGAAAAGUUAUUUGUGCCCAGCGCGCUGGUAAAGUUAAACGAUGGCCAAAAUCGCUUCUAAGUUCUUUGUAUUACUUAUCGCCAUUCUAAUAGCAUAUUUUUGGUUUAUGAAUUGGUCUUCAUCCUUCACGCCUACAAUGUCUAAAAUACAACAGUUGCCAGAGACAAGGGUCAUCGUCACGCUAAAACAAUCGAAUGAUUCAAAAACAUCUGAGGAAAUACAAAGUAAAAGAGAAAUGACCAUCGACGAGUUAAUGGAGAAAUACUCAACUAUAAAUGAAAGACGAAUUGACUAUACACGAGAAAUGUGUCACAAACAUCGAAGUACUAUCCCAAAGAUGAAAACACUUCCAAAGCUACUGGUGAAUGAGAAACAUAAGAUUGUUUACUGUCAAACGCCUAAAGUUGGUACAGUUAGUUGGUGCAAAAUUUUUUUGACUCUUUCUGGAUAUAAGAUUUAUUCAGAUGUGCUAAAAAUGACUGCUCCGCAAGUGAGUGCCGCAUGGAAAAAGCACGUACCACUAUUAUCUCAUUAUUCUAUCGCAAAACAGAAGGAAAUAAUGUCCAGUUACACCAAGAUAAUGUUUGUAAGGAACCCUUUAACACGAUUACUGUCAGCCUACAAUGAUAAGUUAGUUGCAAAGAAUGCAAGUGACUACAACUUAUCAUCACAACGCUGUUUGAGCCGGAAAAUUUUAAAAAAUUUCAGGCCAGGAUAUACCACCAAAAAUUAUGAUCCAACAUUUGGAGAAUUUAUUAAAAUGAUCGUUUCCAAAGACAACUACAUUUCCAACAUCCAUUGGAGAAACAUGCUUUCAGUAUGUUAUCCAUGCGACAUUGAUUAUGAUGUCAUAGGACGAUUUGAGGAUAUUGAGAAUGAUUCAAACUAUAUACUAAAUCGUGUCGGAGCUGAUCUUAAGUUUCCAGCAUCAACUGGAUUCCAUUUUACAAAUAGUUCAAAUUUUGAAAAGGUUAAAAAAAGCUAUGCUAACAUUCCAGAUUCAGAUCUUGUUAGUUUAUAUCAGAAAUAUCAAAAUGAUUUUUUACUGUUUGAUUAUAAAGUCAAAAUGGAAUUUUUAAUAUAAUAAUGAUAAUAAUAAUAAUAAUAAUAAUAAUAAUAAUAAUAAUAAUAAUAAUACUGUUUAGAUAUGUGGCAUGUUCAGCUAAAGAUAUAAAAUUUGCUCAUAUUUUAUAUCACAUGUCUAAGGUUUUGUAUACUUUUGACAAUUUAAAAUAUGCUGCCACCUAAAUCAUCUAUAAUAUAGACAUUAACAACAUAAAUAAUAGGUAGUUGCUAAAUACAACGGGUUCAGCCGAGGGGCGUGGCUUCGUAUGUUGACGUCAUGCAUAAUUUCAGCUACAGUUCGUCUUUCAGUAAUAGUUCGUCCUCGACACAGAGUGGGCUGUACCAUGGAGGUAUUUUAUACCUCCAUGGCUGUACUUUGUCUGUGGAUUGUCCAACAUUAACCCCAUGAACAAAUUAUCUUACAGGGUUGAAAAUGGGCCUAAUAAAUUAAAAUUACAACUUUAAUUACAACAUAACUGCUGAAGUUAAGAUUUAUUACUUUUUAGUGUUUUACAAUAUUGCCGGCUAUAUUACACAAAAAGAGAAGGGGAACGAAAUGUUAAAUAUUUAAUUCAUAAAUAUAUUAACUUUCCAAUGUCUGUAUUGCAAUUGGUGUUGUAUAAAAGUUCAUAACAACUUGGUGCAGAUUCUUCAAUACGCUAGAGCCUUACAACAGAUUCUCCAUAGGCCUAAAAGCCUAUGACAGUGGCUGAUCUAGGAUACAUUUUCUGGGUUGGUGGGGGGGGGGGACCGGGAGAGCUAAGCUGUCCGACAGUAUGCUUGAGCUUGUAUUGAAUGCCUAAGGAAGGGGAGGGUUUGGGAGAUGAAACCUCUGGAUGGCCGGAAAUAGUACUCUACGAAUGUGAAAAACACGUUUUGGCUUGGUGUGGCCCAUAUUUAAUUUGGCUUUUUUUCUUGAUCCGACUGCCCGACGAACUCAGUCGGGAGCCUUGACUCAGUCCGAUAGGGGUAAAGGAUUAAGCCCCAUUCUCCCAAGCCCCCGCUGGCUCUGCCACCUAGACAGACUGUCGCGUGUUGCUGGAAGCACUGUGGCCUACUACUAUGCCUUGGCUGUGUCUCAGACUACUGGAGAGGCCUCCUGGUGGUCCAACCUAUCUUAGAGCAUGGAGGUAUAAAAAUUAGAGGGGCCUAGACCUACACGAUCGUCCAUACUUUGGGCCAAUCGUCUGGAAAUGGACUCGAUGUCUCAUGUUCACCCGGCCGUAGCAGCAGCAGCAGCACAAACAUGCACAAACCAGGGAAGUAUUAAUCUAAGCCUCAGGCAGCUCGCUAUACGUCCCAUUGGUCACACGAUGUAUGUGUGAUGUUUUUAGGUAGACGGUAUAAGUACAUGACGUGUCACCAUACAAGCCAUGCCCCCUCGGCUGAACCCGUUGUAUUUAAUAGCAACUACCUAAAUGAUACUAUUUCAAUGUGUAUGUUUUAAAUUUAUUAUACAAACUGGUGUUUAGAACGAGAACAAACAUAAAGGCCGUUUAAAUACUACCGUUCCUAAAGUUUUUGCAUAUCCUUAAAUUUCUGGCAGCAAUUUUGAGCACUUUUUGUAUUAAUGUUUGUAAAUCAUUGAAAACUAUUUUUUUUUAUCAGGAACUUAUUAAAAUUUGAUAAUAUUUUACUGCAAUGAUGAUCACUUACUAUAACAACUUACUAUAAUAACCAAUUAUAAAAGCUAAAAUAUGGUAUUUUAACACUUUGUUAUGCUUUUGCAGGUAAUCAACAUAAAAGAAUAAAUAAAAUCAAAGAUCAGCCAGGA